AUAUACAGUUCUUUUUUUGGGGGGGAUUGAAAUUUUGAUUUAUUAAAAGCAUCACUACGUUGAAAAUUAAAGGACACGGCACGGGGAGAUGGGCAAAGUUAUAAAAUAAUAAAAAAAUAAAAAUUCAAAAGAGGGGUUUGCAGCUAUCUAUAGCUUGACUGGCACGCUCACCACAAAACAUGACAUCUCUACGUUUCCAUUACAUUACAAUAAGAGCCUCUCUCUCUCUCUCUCUGUGUUAAAAAUCUCCCACAAAACGCACAGUUUAAGACUCCUUUUAAGUUCAACUGCCAUCCAUUUAUAUAAAUCAACGCCCUCACAGUACCAUUUUACAACCAGGGGGCAGGAUAAAAACACCCAAAAGCCAAUAAAAGAUACCUUCCGUAGCGAUAUAAAUAGAACCACCCAUACAUACGAAACUUCCUAAGCACCCAGAAUUCAACCCCAAUCACCACACACCUACCCACCUAAAAAUUUUGAUUUUCUCCCAUUCAAUUCCACCACACAGUAUACCAUCCUUUUUCCCCAUUAGAUUCUUAACAAGCUUGGAAACGUUUCUCCAAAAUAAAUAAAUACUAGGCAAAAAAAUAAAUAAAUAAAACCAAACUCAGACCUCAUUAUUUUCCCCUCUGUAGCUCGAGUCUCGACCAUGGCAAACAUGUUGUUGGAGGCUCUUAAUGUCCGGGUGAUAGGGACCGGCGAGAGGGUCUUGGUGUUCGCGCACGGCUUCGGCACCGACCAGUCGGCGUGGCAGCGUAUUUUGCCUUACUUCACUCCCAACUACCGAAUCAUUCUCUUCGAUCUCGUCUGCGCCGGCAGCGUCAACCCGGAUUACUUCGAUUUCCAGCGCUACACCACUCUCGAUGCCUACGUGGACGACCUGUUGAACAUUCUUGAUUCUCUCGGCGUAAAGACUUGUGCCUACGUGGGACACUCUUUCUCCGCUAUGACCGGGAUUUUGGCCGCAAUUCGGCGACCCCAUCUCUUCUCCAAGCUCAUCCUCAUAGGAGCUUCCCCGAGAUUCUUGAAUGACAGAGAAUACCAUGGUGGCUUUGAGGAAGUGGAGAUUGAGAAAGUGUUUAGGGCAAUGGAGGCUAAUUACGCUGCUUGGGUCCAUGGAUUCGCACCGUUAGCAGUUGGGGCCGAUGUUCCUGCAGCUGUCCAAGAAUUCAGCCGAACCUUAUUUAACAUGCGACCAGAUAUCUCCCUCUAUGUCUCGCGAACAGUAUUCAAUAGCGACUUAAGGGGAGUGUUGGGGCUGGUGAAGGUUCCUUGCUGUAUAAUCCAAACCAGUAAGGACGCCUCAAUCCCAAAAUCGGUGGCCUACUAUUUAAAGGACCAUUUGGGAGGCAAAAAUACGGUGGAGAUACUCGAAACUGAGGGCCAUUUACCCCAUUUGAGCGCUCCCGCUAUACUGGCUCACAAGCUCCGGCGAGCCCUUUCACAAAGGUAGGGAGGGAAGGCUGUGGAUGUGGUGCUAAGCUUUUAGAACACGCUCAUUGGGUCACUGUUGUGAAUGGGCUUGCCGAGCUUCUAAGCCAUAGAUCGCGUCAUGGUUUCAUAUGGACCGGGGCGAGCAUGAGAAAAUAGAAGCGAAAUUCAGGGCUGUUUGUUUGUACCCAUGGUGAGGAUUGAAAAUGCAGAUGUCUCUUAUUUAUUGGACGAGUAUCCGAUCGGUACUCCAACUGUACUAGAGUUUUUUUUUUUUUUUUUUUUCCUAGAUGGGUAUGGCGUCCAGGAAAACCCAAAAAAAACAAAUAUAAUAAAUAUAUAUAUAUAUAUAUAAUGUGGAGAUGAUAUCACAUGUCCACAUAUGUGUGGAUGUUAGGCUUUGUAGUUUGGAUUAUGUGAUCCGCAAAAGGAUAAGAAUCUCCACGUGAUUAUCACGUGGUGACGUAUCCUCCUUUCUUGUGUUCCUCUUUAAUUUUUUUUUUUUCUCCCUCCUGUUCCGCUUUAAUUCUGAGUUGCUCAUAUUUAGCGUUGUUUGGGCAAUCAAGCCAAGGAAAUGAAAAUGAUCUUCAUUUGUACUUUUGGUACUC
Messenger RNA from Ziziphus jujuba (common jujube), 2039 nucleotides. RefSeq names its product strigolactone esterase D14. The record is from RefSeq and is a predicted model, not a curated record. The coding region runs from base 650 to 1453 and encodes 267 amino acids. The transcript has 2 exons. NCBI's taxonomy places the organism in Eukaryota, Viridiplantae, Streptophyta, Magnoliopsida, Rosales, Rhamnaceae.